Molecule: messenger RNA, 1521 nt
Organism: Parnassius apollo (apollo)
Lineage: Eukaryota; Metazoa; Arthropoda; Insecta; Lepidoptera; Papilionidae
Source: the annotation of a GenBank genome assembly
AUGGUGAAGUCCUGCUGUGUCGUGGGAUGUGUUGCCAAGGAUGUCACAUACUUUAGGUUCCCCAAUAGUCGGACCCGAUGCAAGAGGUGGAUGGAGGCGAUCAAACUGGCCUCCAAACCCUCGGACAAAUCCAUGGUGUGCAGUGCUCACUUUCACCCGGACGACUAUGAUUUUGUCAGAGGAAAAAUCCGGUUAAAGCCGAAGGUAGUGCCUAGCAUGAUUCAGAGUGAACAACCAAAAACGAACCAAGCAAACUUUCGUCCCAGUAAUAAUACCCAUAACAAUGAUGAUCAGGAAUACAGAAUACAGUGUGACAGACUUGAUAAUGAUGGCUCGAACAACAAGAAUGAUACAACAUCACAUAAAAAGAAACAAACACAAGAGAAGGAAAUUAACAGGACAGGAGAGGAUGUUAACAUUUGUACAGGAAGAUCAAGUAUAGAUAAAGCAAAAUUGUUAGAGAGUGUCACAGAAACGGUGAAACCCAGUUUGAACACUGAGAUAACAAUAACAGAAAAAGAUGAUAUAGAAGAUAUACUGACAUACUUCCACAUAAAGCAGAACAAGCAGGUCGUUGAGCGACAGGACGCAGAAUUACAGAGGGAAAAGAACAAACAGGAGAGUGCAAGAGUAAUCGGAGAAGAAAGAGAUGUCAAUGGUGUGAUUGAUUUGGCUUCGUUUGAGACGGAGGCCAAACCUGUGUUUAUAGAGAUAUCUACGGAUCAAGAUAAACCGAACGGCAGGGGUUCUGGGAGUCCGCGUGAUUGUCUGAUGGUGCUCGAAAGUGUCCAAGUGGAUUUGGACCCCAGUGAACUGAUGCUGCCGGAUAAGAGGGAAGAAAUUGAAGAGGACGAAGCGGAGGCGAUUGUGAUAUGUGAUAAGCCCGAUGACCCGAUCAGCCUGCUCACCUCGAGCGACGAAGAUGAUGUGAUAAUCCAGGAACCACACAUCGAAACUGUCGAGGUGUCCGACGAAACGGACGAGGACGAUGUGCCUCUAGUCAAGCUGGUAAAGACCAAGUCGAAAAAGAAGAAGAAACGCCUGAACCCAUUCUUCAGGAAGAGCAAGUGGGGCGAUUACCUUUACAACUGCACGGAGUGCCAGUACAGAAGCGACAACAAAUUUGAGUAUGAGGAGCAUGUUACGAAGCACUCCACCGUGAUCCACAUGUGCCACAUUUGUGAAUACAUCACGGCCAGCAAGGCUCUGUUCACUAAUCACCAGAAGAAACACAAAGAAGAUAAGUGCUACGAGUGCCACCUCUGCGGCUACAAGGCCAGGCACAAAUUGAGCCUGACCUACCACAUGAAGUCACACAACAGUGUUGGUGAUUGUGUUGAAAGUGUCAGUGAGCGUGAAAUUCCCAAAAGUAACAGUGAAAGAACUAAACGGAGAAGGUCGAGACGUAAGGAGCCUAGUGAUGUACAGAAAUUAAUUUGUUCUUUGUGCGGUUACUCGACUAAGUCAAAAACGAACCUUAAAAAUCACAACAGUGCAAGGCACAAAGUUAACUACAGUUAA